ACACUUACGCAAGGUCUGCCGCGCCGCCGUGCUACUGGAGCCUAUUCGCAGUGUUUUCCCUCAACCCAGCUCCACCGCCACCGCCCCGCAGCCCAGAGAGCCCUGCAGCAACGCGACCACCGACCAUCGAGCCAAAGCAGGCGGCAUGAGGAGGCUUGAUUCGGUACACUUAUCCAUGCUGCUCAUCGGGGUCUCCUUCGCCUGUUACUCCCCGAGUUUGAAUUCCCUGCAGGACCAGGCUUACCGAUCCGCCGUUGUGAUUGAGGGCAAGGUGCAGUCAGCGCCUCAGAACGUCUCAGCGGAGCCGUACAGUGUGAAUGUCAAAGUCCUGGACGUGUGGCCGCGCAACAGCGGGGGUCUGGAGCGGGAGCAGCUCGUCACCGUGGGGGAAUUUGGCUCGGAGACUCCGUGCGCCAAAGUGAAAAAGAAUCACAAGUAUAUAUUUUUCAUGGACCCAACUGAAGAGCCCUUGGUUUUCAAAGCAUCGUUUGCUCCCUUAGAUACCAGCGGGAAGAAUCUAAAAAAAGAUGUUGGGAGGAUCUUGUGUGAAGACUGCGCUGCUGCUCCUUUACUGAGACGUAUGAAGAAUCCAAUGUUGGUGGAUGAAGGAAGCAGGCUGAUUGUCAAGUGCGAGGCCUCCGGCAACCCCACCCCAGAGUACAAGUGGUACAAAGAUGGCGCUGAACUGAAGAAGAGCAAAGAGAUCAGAAUCAGAAACGGCAAGAAAAACUCCAAAGUCCAGAUCGGCAGUGCAAAACUGGAGGAUUCUGGGAAUUACACAUGUGUGGCAGAGAAUGUUCUGGGGAAGGACAACGGUACCAGUACCGUGCAUGUACAAAGCAUAACCACAACGUUACCUCCAGGCUCGGGCUCAGGCCACACCAGAAGAUGCAACGACACAGAAAAGGCCUACUGCGUGAAUGGUGGCGACUGUUACUUCAUAAAUGGUAUAAAUCAGCUGUCUUGCAAGUGUCCAAAUGACUUUACUGGUGAUCGCUGUCAAACCUACGUUAUGGCCAGUUUCUACCAGUCUCUUGGGAUUGAAUUUAUGGAGGCAGAGGAGCUUUAUCAGAAGAGAGUCCUGACAAUCACCGGCAUCUGUGUGGCUCUUUUGGUGGUGGGCAUAGUCUGUGUGGUAGCCUACUGCAAAACCAACCUCCCCCCCAGGAAACAGAGGAAGAAGAUGCACAAUCAUAUGAGGCAGAACAUGUGUGUGGAUCACCCCAACCGGAACCUGGCCAACGGACCGAAUCACCCAGGCCCUGGUCCUGAGGAGAUACCCAUGGUAGAUUAUAUCUCCAAGAAUAUUCCAGCAACUGAGAGAGUAAUUAGACACGGAGCAGAGGUGUCUUUUCCUGGCAGCCGGCAGUCUUCCAGAUCCCACAUUUCCUCCACCCGACCGCAUUCUUCCACUCACAGACACGAGGGGAGAACGUGGAGUCUGGAGCGAACAGACAGCGUCCUCUCCGACUGUCCUUCUGGCAUGAUGUCGUCCUCAGUGGGGACCAGUAAAUGCAGCAGUCCUGCGUGCAUGGAGGCGCGGGCCAGGCGUGCCGCACACUGUGACUUUACUGAGCCCCACCGGCCAGCCCUGCAGUAUGGCGACUCGUUCGACUCGCUUGGGGACUCUCCGCAUAGCGACAGGUAUGUGUCCGCCCUGACCACACCGGCUCGCCUGUCUCCCGUGGACUUCCAUUACUCACUGCCCCCGCAGGUGCCUACCUUCCAGAUCACGUCUCCCAACGCCAGCCACGCCAUGUCCUUGCCUCCUGCUGCACACGCUCCAUACCCACCAGUGGAGGACCAGCCGCUGCUGCGCCGCUACCAGGUGCCCCUCCAUGAGGCCCGGGGCCACGAGCCCUACCGGCAACAGCAGCGCGCCAGCUACCUGCAAGACAGCUCGGGCAGCCUGCCCUCCAGCCCCUUCCGGCUGGCUCAGGAGGAGGAGUACGGUAGCACCCAUGAGAACCUGUCCUCCUUGGAGCAACCAAAGAGAAGCAGUCAGCGCUGGCAUAGGUCCAGACUCAAUGGCCACGUGGCGCCGCGUGGCUACCAGCUGUCCCGGGACUUGGGCUCGCGCAGUUGCCUGUCAGACAGUGACUCAGAAGUGGAGGAAGGUGAGAGCACACCCUUCCUAAGUAUGCAGAAUAUGAAUGUGGCCGAGCCCUCCACCCUCUACAGGCCCGUACCUGACACACGGACUUCUCACGCCCAGAGCGGGCGGCAUGGGCCUCGUGCCAGUACACAGACCAGACUGACACACUCACGGCCCAAACUGGACAAUGCACCCCACUAGAGAGAAUGACAUCUAUACACAGUCAAUCUACUAUAGACCUGCACCUAUAAGAAAUAUUUUUAUUUUAUAUAACUGACAGAUAUUCUAAACAAAUGAAAUAUUUAUUUUCAUUUUAGCAAAAGUUGUCUACUAGUUAACAGCAAAGACUUUUUUAUAGGGAAAACUCUAUUUAUAUGUACAUUUUGAUUUACAGCAUAAAAAAUAUGUGCCAAUUUUUUCAGAAAUUAAGAAAAAAAAAAUAGAGUAAUAUUGUGGUGCCUUUUGCUGUAUGCCGACGCCAGAGGGCCAGUGGAGUUUUUUGUAGCCUUUCUUAUACGGACGCCUCAUUUUUUAUACUUGUUUACUCUUUUGUUGUCUCUUUUUGGCCUUUUUCCUUACUUUUCUUUCCAGGUUGUGUUCUUUUGGGCACAAACCCCUAUUUGAACUGUGACAUUGCCCUCUUUUAACCCCCAACCCCACCCCACCACCACCACCACCACCACCACAUCAUGCAAUAUAAACCACUCAAACUUAAGGUGUAUGUUUACAUAAAUUUGAUCCACAGAGAUGUUUUAUGAUCAUGUUGCUUUGCCAACAGGAAAUCGAUGACAAAUGCAAUCGGGUGUUCCUUCUCUGUCUAAAGUGGGGGCGAUAAAAUAUGUGUGUGCGUGUGUGAGCGAUAAUGUCGAAAUGCUUCAUCUGACCAAACACAUAUCUCCGCCAUGCACCGCAGCAAGGUGCGUAGGCAGAGCGAUCGAGAGGCCUGGGAAUGACUGUGGCUCGGAGAAAUAUGCUGCUGUUGUCUAGAGUUACGCAUGUGGGCACCUGAUUUGUUCUUUCAGAUGCCCUGCCUUGACUUGCAUUGUAUUCCUACAGGGUAAGGUUUGUCACAUGGGAGCCUUCUCAUUCCAAAGGGUAAAUGUUAGGGGGCCGUGGGCCAGGCUAACAGCUGGUGGAGUUGAACUUGGCUGUCAGUGCUAAUAGCUUUUGACAGAUAACAAAGAAAUAAAGAACAUAUAGUCUUUCCCACUCAACCCACCUUCCAAUCAUUCUGUCUAAUCACCCUCAUUAUCAGCACAUCCAUCCGGUUAGUGCGGCCAGCGGAGAGAUAAAUUGACAGGGAGGGAGAGAGAGAGUAUGGAUGAAUGGAAGGCCUCACAGUGUCUCAGGACCUCACUCCACUACACAUCUCCCUCACGCAGAGGACUGAAAAGAGAUUGACGAAUGUCCCUGUACUCCAGGACAGGAAGAGUGAAAUGGAAUUUCUGUGCAAAAUACUCACAACAAACACAGACUCAAAUGACAAGACACAUAGCUGUGAAUUACUAGGGGUCAUUAAAAUGCCAAAAUAUGCAAACUUUAUAUUCUACUUGCGUUCAACUGCAUUUCAUUUUUGAGAUAAGAACGGUGUGUAAUGUGGAGAAUGUAUGUUUUGCUGUCUUGUUUUUACAUUUGUGGUCCAUUUAUUUCAUUAAGUCCAACUAUUUCAUACUGUUUCAUAUUCACAACCAGUAAGACACCAAAUAGAGCUUAUAAUUAAUAUUAUUAAAGUACACUAUAAAAUCAGUGUAUCAUUAUUUCUAAUAUGCAACUAUAAUACAAAGCUAUGCCUUCAUCUUCAUUUUGAAGCAAUCACUUGGCCCAGACCAAACCAAACUACAAACAGCUGCACAGACUGGCUCUGUUUGGAGGGAGACACUCCUACAUCCAGAACCUAAUCAGUGAGAUUAAGUAUAUUAUAAUCAGCUGUUUUUAACUAGUCACCUUCUGCAAAGAGCGUCCACAGUCAGUAUCAGCUUAAAGAAUAUUCAUGUUAAAGCAGAUGAAGUCCAUUCGGUAAGGCACAUAAAGUACAGGAAGAAGAUUAGAACUAGGCAGAUACGUGUUACAUAUAUUUUCAUGCACUUCUUCCAUAAAAUGAGAUAAAAUGAGUUGUGAUUAUUUUGGUAAUUAAAUCCUUAAAGGGGUUUAAUGCUGUAUUAUGACAACCCAAUGGAAUAUCAUUUCUUUUUUAAAUGAAGAAAUGUUUUGUUUGAAGGUUGAUGACUAGAACUACACUAGAUGUUUACCCCUUCACAUUUUGGAUUUUUGUAUGCUUUAAAAAUGCCAAAAAGAAAGUGCUCUAGUUAGUUUAUAAAUGUGAUUUCACAACCCCACCCCUGAUAACUCAACCUCUGAUGGUUAGUUUUGAUUUCCCCCUCGCUUGCAACGUUUAAACACCUCACCUCUGCAUGUCCUUGUGGUCAAGGUUAGAUGGGUGCAUGGUACAAGCAGCAGAUGAUUUUCUUUUUCUCAAGUCAGUGGAAGUGUUUUUUUUUUUGUUUGUUUGUUUUUUUUUACAUUCAGCAAUAAAAAGGAAUCUUUUUCCCCACCAUGUCCAUUCUUGGAAAACUUCUAGAGGAUUUAAAAAAAAAGAGAGACAAACACACUUGACUGUCAUAGACUGUAAAAAUAAAAAGGAAAAAAAACCUGUUCUUAUAAGAAAAUAAAUAUUUCUUGGUAUCAUUUUGA
Myxocyprinus asiaticus (Chinese sucker) is the source of this 4786-nucleotide messenger RNA. It is a transcript of the gene nrg2a, whose product is annotated as neuregulin 2a. Lineage: Eukaryota; Metazoa; Chordata; Actinopteri; Cypriniformes; Catostomidae. The record is from RefSeq and is a predicted model, not a curated record. The transcript is spliced from 11 exons. Bases 146 to 2296 code for a protein of 716 amino acids. Gene Ontology annotation, biological process: animal organ development; intracellular signal transduction; nervous system development. Gene Ontology annotation, molecular function: signaling receptor binding.